Trichomonas vaginalis G3 is the source of this 1368-nucleotide messenger RNA. Its product is annotated as armadillo (ARM) repeat-containing protein family. The transcript has a single exon. Bases 1 to 1368 code for a protein of 455 amino acids. The record is from RefSeq and is a predicted model, not a curated record. NCBI's taxonomy places the organism in Eukaryota, Parabasalia, Trichomonadida, Trichomonadidae.
AUGGAAUACAAAAAAGACGAUUCCAAUCAGGAAAACUUAUCAGAUUCUGAUGCUGAUGUACAUAUAUAUGAUGAAGUUGAAUUGUCUGCUAUUAAUGAAUCUUUGCUUGCACGUCUUAAUUCCAUAUUUGCAAGUUUUGAUAACGAAAAUCCUAAAGAUUCUUCACAAAUCUUAUCAAAUGCUCUUGACAUUAUCUCAAAAAAUCCUAAUAUUAUCACUGAUUUUGUCGUAUCCGAAAAUAUUAAAGAUUUAGUCCUAUUAUGCAAAAGAAAAGGAUCAAGAAAGAAUGUUUUUCGAUUCAUUUCUUGUAUUGUAAGAAAUGGCGAUGCUUUAAUUCCAGAUAUUGUAGAAUCACCAAUCAUUUUUUAUCUUUCUCAAUCAAUUAAGAAACAAAUAGCAAAAGACUUGAAGUAUUAUGCAUUAGAACUUAUAAUUCUAUUAUCAAUGCAUCCUGAUGUUUCAACACAAAAAAUGUAUGAAGCUGGGAUAUUUCAUGCUUUAGAGCCUAAUAUUAUUGAAGAAAACGAGUUAACAGAGAUUUCACUUCAAAUAAUUUGUAAUGCAACAAAAAUUGAUGACUUUAAUCCAGGUAUUUGCGAAAAUAUUAUUUCACCAUUAAUUGAUCUUGUUAAUUUCUCUGAAAACACAAUAUUUAUAACGAAAUCAUUGAGAAUUCUUACUAAUAUCCUUUCAAAUUCAACAAAUAUUUCAAAUCAAAUUAAAGAAACUAAUUUAAUAGAAACUUUAGCCAUGCAUUGCACAUCAGAUGAUCAUUAUUUACAAAUUGCAGUAUUUCAGUUUCUUGGUCACCUAUGCCCAUAUGGAAAUGACAUGUAUGAAGAAAUUUCAAGAUAUAAUAUAUUUUAUGAAUCAAAAAAGAUACUUUUAGAUGAAUAUCAAAAAGAAAAUACUGAGUACUACAGUAUUAUAAUGAUUUCUGUCAUUUCUUUCCUUAGAAGUUGGUGUGAUAACGAAAAUGAAAAUUAUUUGAAUUCUUUAUAUAGUUUUCUAGUGCAAAUACCAUUUGAAAGCCUGUAUGACACUUCUGCAUUCGAUGUGAAGUAUGAAAUCAUGAAAUUAUUUUUGAUUUUAUCUUAUCAUGCAAAUGCAGAUAUUAUGGUUAGAAUUAUUACACCAGAUCUAAUAGAAGAUAUUUUAAGUACAUUUCAUUCUGCAUCACCUGAUUUUAUUUAUGAUUCUAUUCAUUUGCUUAAUAAUUUUGUGCAGAAGCUUGAAAUUUCAUUUCCAUCCGAUGUAGAAAUAUUCAAUAAUAUAUGGUCUGAAUAUUUUGAAAAUGAAAUUGGCUAUUUCAUUCAAAUUCCACCUCAGAAUUUUGCUGAUGAAGUAUUGGAACAUAUACUUCAAUAA